This is a messenger RNA of Melampsora larici-populina 98AG31, 174 nucleotides long. RefSeq lists its product as uncharacterized. The record is from RefSeq and is a predicted model, not a curated record. The transcript has a single exon. Bases 1 to 174 code for a protein of 57 amino acids. Lineage: Eukaryota; Fungi; Basidiomycota; Pucciniomycetes; Pucciniales; Melampsoraceae.
AUGUGGAACUUGAGACGUCACUUCAGCUCCGUAUACCAAGCUGUGCAACCUCUGUCCUGUCGAUUAGUCCCACCUGUGGCUCACACAACUAUGAGACAGCAAGAAAUCAAUUUUGCCCUUACACUAGAUCCUAUCUUUGUAUUGAAAUCACGUCAGAAUUCAACUAUGAUUUGA